AAAUCACAUCACAUUGUUGUAUUGUUACAAUAUAUAUUUAAAGCCUAAAGUUAUUAUAUUAAAUUAAGCAAAUUGCCCCCCGUUCAAACUCGACCUUUCACGUAUCGACUUCCCCUACAGGAUUUAAACAAUAUUGCAGCAGCCUCCUUUGCAGUACAUCUCUUAACACAUAACAUUACGCCGGCUAUUGACUUUUACUUCAAUACAGUUGUAUACCUGAAAGCGGAGGGAAAUGGAUGAGAUUCAUACACAAGGCAUUUUAAUUGCCGAAACGCUACAAGAGAAGCUGAUGAGCCAUAAGCAUUUCUGGCUUGUUGCUACUCAUUGUGGAGAUCCUAACGCAGCCUUCUUUCUAGUCUUUCCCUUCACCUACUUCAUCAGCAGACGAACUGGCGUGACUGUGCUUUGGGUAGCUGCUCUAUCAGAGUGGUUAAACCUGGUGCUGAAAUGGAUGCUGUUUGGUGAAAGACCAUUCUGGUGGAUAGGAGAAUCACGACUGUUUGUUAACAACGAGCCAAACGUUCAACAGUUUUCUGCAACAUGUGAAACGGGGCCAGGGAGUCCAUCUGGACAUGCAAUGGUGACAGGUGCAGUGUGGUGGGUGGUGGUGUCCUCGUUAGGGUCAUUUCUCUACUCUCGCACUCACAGUGUGGCGUUAUCAGCACUCCCCUACCUGUUCUACGUGUUGAUGCUGAUGGUAGUUGGAAUCUCUAGGAUUUUUAUACUAGCUCAUUUUCCUCAUCAGGUCGUCGCAGGCUCAGUUACAGGUCUCAUUCUCGGUGUAAUCCUGAGCCACAGAGUGCCAGAUGGUCGCCCCCUGCUUUUCUAUUUUACUUCCAGCAUGGGACUGCUGAUCAGUGCUCUGAUAUUCCAUGCUGGAUUAAAACAGUUAGGGUUGGACCUCUCUUGGUCUACUGCUUUAGCCAAGAAAUGGUGCAGCCAUGCAGAGUGGAUACGUUUGGAUUCGACACCAAUCUCCUCUCUGUGUCGCGAUUGUGGAAUCCUUCUUGGUCUGGGGCUAGCCCAGUACUGGAAACCUAGAGGAUGGUCCCUGCCAUGGGCUCCCAGGGCGUUAUGUGUGGCUUUCGUGUCCAUGGCACUAUACCACGUGAACCGACUGCCGCUUCCUGUCCGGCCUCAAGUCCUCUUCUACAUCCUCUACUUUGUCAAAUUUGCCAUAGUGCCACAGGUUGUUAUGGUGCUUGUUCCUGGACUGGUUCACCUUCUCACUCGCAAAAAGAAAAAUGACUAGAAAAUAUUAGGAUAUCUUGUCAUUGUUAUAUUUUAUACCCCGAAGGACUUCUACAGACUUCUACAGUGUCGUCAUACACUGCAAAUGUUGUUGUUGGUAAUGGCUGGGUUUGGUCACUCCCUAUUGUAAAGGUCUCAAACUGACAAACCUAAUAUAACUUUGAUCACACCACUGCAGCAUUCAAAAUAAGUUUGUUUGACCUACAAGCAAGGCUUACAUUAAACUGUGAUGGUGGUGGUAUGUCACAUCUAUCAGUGGAUCAUAUUUUACCUGGGGCCUACUAGUUUGAGACCUCUGCUGCAAUCCUGUUUCUUUUAAUGGAAGGCUGACUUUGUUUUUAUAAAAUUAUAUAGGUACAAUCUUACCGUAACUGUAUUACAGUGUAUUACGGAAGGAGUGAUUCUGAGCUUAAGUAUUUAUUAGGAAUUAACUUUUAAUCUGUUGACCCACACAGAAAAGUUAGUUCAUGUAAGGCAAAGAAACGAAACACAUUUGUGUUGGUUAGAGAAAUGCAAUAUGACAGUGUGAUGAUAAGUGUAAUGAAUAGUUUUAUGACUGUCAUCUCUCAAUCAGCCUGAACACGUUUGUCAUUGUUUGAGUUUUUCAGCAUCUUUAACCUACAGUGCGUUGUGACGGUCUACUAGUUUUACAGUUGUGCUUCUGUCUCUCUGUCGCUCUCUCUCUAUUAGGAAGAGUAGGCUGCUGUUAAUGUUAAACCUGCAGAAGUUCACUGUGCAUGACCUGCUCAGCAGUAGUUGAACAAUGUUAGUCUGUUUGCUUGAUGUGCAAAUAACUAUCACAGUAUGAUAACAUUACUGGUCACUGUUGUGUCAACACAAUUUAGUUGAAUGUUGUACAUUUCACAAAAGCUUUACAAUAUAUUGGUCUUUUUUCACAUUAACAAUAAUUAAUUUCACAUUAAGUAUGUUUAUGUUUUGUUAGGGUAUGGACCAUUAUUAUGUUGAAAAAAAGACAUUAUUUUGUUUUCAUUUACAUGUGUCACUUCUCUCCCUCACUGCUGUGACUGUGACAGAUUACAAUCCAUUAUCAUGAGAUAAAAACACAUUCUUUUUAUUGUUUUAAUUAAACUUUUUAUCACAGCGAUCUGAAAGCUCACAUUUACAGACAAGAGAACUCUGCUCAGCAAGCAAAUACAUUAAAAUAAAAUAAAAGGAACAUUU
Molecule: messenger RNA, 2433 nt
Organism: Cynoglossus semilaevis (tongue sole)
Lineage: Eukaryota; Metazoa; Chordata; Actinopteri; Pleuronectiformes; Cynoglossidae
Gene: g6pc3
Product: glucose-6-phosphatase catalytic subunit 3
Exons: 6
Coding region: 233-1252 (339 amino acids)
Biological process (GO): glucose 6-phosphate metabolic process; gluconeogenesis
Cellular component (GO): membrane
Molecular function (GO): glucose-6-phosphatase activity
Source: RefSeq, a predicted model, not a curated record